CCCCCCAUCACUUCAUCACAACUCAUCCAAAAAAUUCAAACAAUUCAUAUUGCCAAUUAUGAAGCUUGAAGGCUCGCUUCUACUCUUGACUCUUGCUUUGGUGUUAACCACCCCCGCUGCAUCAGAUCCUGAUCCUCUUCAAGACAUCUGUGUGGCAGACCCUGCCUCAGGGGUUAAAGUGAAUGGAUUCACCUGCAAGGAUGCUGCCAAGGUAACUCCGUCUGAUUUCUUCUCAGACAUAUUAGCCAAACCGGGUGCCACAAACACCACCUAUGGUUCCAUAGUGACAGGAGCCAACGUUGAGAAAAUCCCAGGAUUGAACACACUUGGAGUGUCUUUGUCACGCAUUGACUAUGCCCCAGGAGGGUUGAACCCACCUCACACACACCCACGUGCCACAGAAAUAGUGUUUGUGCUUGAAGGGCAACUAGAUGUUGGGUUCAUAACCACAGCCAAUGUGUUCAUAUCAAAGACCAUCUACAAGGGUGAGAUAUUUGUGUUCCCAAAAGGCUUAGUUCACUUCCAAAAGAACAAUGCAAAGGAACCUGCUUCAGUCAUUGCUGCCUUCAACAGCCAAUUACCAGGGACACAAUCCAUUGCUCUCACCUUGUUUACUUCCAAUCCACCUGUUCCAGACAAUGUGUUGGGCCAGGCUUUUCAAGUGAGUACCAAGGAGGUUGAGAAAAUCAAGUCUAGGCUUGCACCCAAGAAGUAGUUGGAUGUUUAUGUUGGUGUCAUGUCCUUGUCUCGUUCUUUUGUCAUUUCUUGUCACUUUUCAAUUCAUGCUUGUUUGAAACUCAUAAAGGAAUUUAUUAGAAUUAUUGGAGCAAAUGGGGCAUAUUCAUUCCUUUGAUAAUUGAAAUUUGAAAGGUUCUUGCAUGCUUGUUUGCUAUUUUAUUAAUAAAAUGGGCUAUCAGUGGAUCUUUCCAGUGUUGACUUCUUAAUAGUAGUUCUUCAUACCUUGCAUAUUGUUCUCCUGUGGAAUUGUGAAUGAAUGUUAAAAGUUAAUGCC
Molecule: messenger RNA, 1012 nt
Organism: Abrus precatorius (Indian licorice)
Lineage: Eukaryota; Viridiplantae; Streptophyta; Magnoliopsida; Fabales; Fabaceae
Product: rhicadhesin receptor-like
Exons: 2
Coding region: 59-715 (218 amino acids)
Biological process (GO): regulation of root development; plasmodesmata-mediated intercellular transport
Cellular component (GO): plasmodesma; cell wall
Molecular function (GO): manganese ion binding
Source: RefSeq, a predicted model, not a curated record